Molecule: messenger RNA, 1254 nt
Organism: Diaporthe citri
Lineage: Eukaryota; Fungi; Ascomycota; Sordariomycetes; Diaporthales; Diaporthaceae
Exons: 3
Coding region: 1-1254 (417 amino acids)
Biological process (GO): gluconeogenesis; glycolytic process
Cellular component (GO): cytosol
Molecular function (GO): ATP binding; phosphoglycerate kinase activity; ADP binding
Source: RefSeq, a predicted model, not a curated record
AUGUCUCUGUCCAGCAAGCUGUCCAUCACUGAUGUCGACCUGAAGGGCAAGCGGGUCCUGAUCCGGGUCGACUUUAACGUCCCUCUCGACGCCGACAAGAAGGUUACCAACAACCAGCGUAUCGCCGGUGCGAUCCCCACCAUCAAGUAUGCUGUCGACAACGGCGCCAAGGCCGUGGUGCUCAUGUCCCACCUUGGCCGGCCCAACGGAAGCCCCAACCCCAAGUACAGCCUGAAGCCAGUCGUUCCCGAGCUCGAGAAGCUGCUGGGCAAGUCUGUGACCUUCGCCCCCGACUCCGUCGGCCCCGAGGUCGAGGCCAUCGUGAACAAGACCGAGGGUGGCGGCGUUGUGCUGCUUGAGAACCUGCGGUUCCACCUUGAGGAGGAGGGAUCUGCCAAGGACAAGGACGGCAACAAGGUCAAGGCGGACAAGGAGAAGGUUGCUGAGUUCCGCAAGGGCCUCACAGCGCUGGGAGAUGUCUACAUCAACGACGCUUUCGGUACCGCCCACCGUGCACACUCCUCCAUGGUCGGUGUCGACCUGCCCCAGAAGGCUGCCGGUUUCCUGAUGAAGAAGGAGCUGGACUACUUCGCAAAGGCCCUCGAGUCCCCCCAGAGGCCCUUCCUGGCCAUCCUGGGUGGCGCCAAGGUGUCUGACAAGAUCCAGCUGAUCGACAACCUGCUGGACAAGGUCAACACGCUCGUGAUUGCGGGCGGCAUGGCCUUCACCUUCAAGAAGACCCUGGACAACAUGUCCAUCGGCAACUCGCUGUUCGACGAGGCCGGCGCCAAGACCGUGCCCCAGCUGGUCGAGAAGGCCAAGAAGAACAACGUCAAGGUCGUCCUGCCCGUGGACUUCAUCACGGCCGACAAGUUCGACAAGGAUGCCAACACUGGCACGGCCACGGACAAGGAGGGCAUCCCAGAGGGCUGGAUGGGCCUGGACUGCGGUGCUGAGUCCGUCAAGCUGUACAAGGCUGCCAUCGCCGAGGCCAAGACCAUCCUCUGGAACGGCCCCGCCGGUGUGUUCGAGUUCGAGAAGUUCGCCAGCGGCACCAAGGCCACCCUGGACGCCGCUGUGGAGGGUGCCCAGUCCGGCAAGAUCGUCAUCAUCGGCGGUGGUGACACGGCGACCGUGGCGGCCAAGUACGGCGUCGAGGACAAGCUCAGCCACGUCUCAACAGGCGGUGGUGCCAGCUUGGAGCUGCUCGAGGGCAAGGAGCUGCCCGGUGUGACCGCCCUGUCGAGCAAAUGA